This is a messenger RNA of Archocentrus centrarchus (flier cichlid), 1119 nucleotides long. RefSeq lists its product as uncharacterized. The transcript is spliced from 6 exons. The coding region runs from base 222 to 962 and encodes 246 amino acids. NCBI's taxonomy places the organism in Eukaryota, Metazoa, Chordata, Actinopteri, Cichliformes, Cichlidae. The record is from RefSeq and is a predicted model, not a curated record.
GGGUUUUUCUGAGAGGAAUGUGCGGAGAUGGUGUGCUGAGCAGGGGCUGCUCACACAAUUCUGUUCAGACAGCCAGCUUGAAGUUGAAGUCGCUGAAGGUAUUGCUGAGACUGGAUCAUCUUUUGGUCGAAAAAUGAUGACUGGAUAUCUUUCUGCAAAAGGCAUUAAAGCUUCUGAAGGCAGAGUGGGCAAAGUGUUGAGAAGCAUUCAUCAACCCUAUCAUGCAGCAAGACAGCAGCAAGAAGAUUGUCAGUCAUUCCACCAUGCCGGUAAAAAACAACAUCAUCAUUUACGAGGAUGUGUACAGACCUGCUCUGCUUUCUUGUGGACUGUGGGAUCAGGUCAGAGUUGACUGUGGGAAGGAGUUUUACCUGGCACUGUUCAUCCAGGAAAGGCUGGCACAAUACAGAUACAAUUGUCAGAGGCAGCCCUACAUUCAGACACCUUCUACAAGGAACCAUGUGAUUGAGAGAAUGUGGUCAGAGGUAAAUGCCCGAGUCAACUAUCCUCUGAAGACUGCUUUGGUACAACUGGUGGACAUGGAGGAACUGGACAUGGAGGACAGCACAUCCAAGUACUGUGUGUCAAACUUGACAUGCCAGAUGGCCAGGAUUGGUAUCACUAAUGUUGUAGAGGCAUGGAAUGCACACAGAAUCCCAGGAAAAGGAAUACCAAAUGAACUGGCUAAAGGGGGGUGUCCUGCAAAAAUUCCUGAGGAACUUCUGCCUAAUGGUGCCGCUGCAGCUGACCUGUAUCAGCAGGAGGUGGGAUCAGCCUUGAAGAGAGAUUCCAUUUUUGGACUGGAGCCUUUCUCCUCUGAAGAAGCCAAACAGUGGACUGAAACAGAGUUUGGUUCUCAUUUUGACUUGUUUUCACUUUACCAAAACGUGGUUCAUCAUAACUAUGGACCCUUUAAAGAUGCUGUUAGGUUUCUUAUUGACAUCACCAGAUGUUGUGUGUGAUCCAUUAGUGGUAUUCAAUGAAGAAACGAGUAAACUUCUCCAAAAAAAAUUUAUUACAGAGAAAACUACAAGCUGUUUCAAUUUAUAACAGUUCAAAUAAUUUGUAUUUACAAUCUUGUUUCUGAUUGUUGGCAAUAAAGGAGAACUUGCAAUUCUC